CAUGUGCAAUUCAAUUUUUGACCACGCUGCGUAUGCUUCUGUGUAUAUAACUAUCAUUAAGUGUUCAGUUUUACUAUUCUGGUACUUAAACGCUCAAGAAAAACAACAAUCACAAAAUGGGCAAUGCUCUCACAACAGCUUCUAUAUCAGCAGCAGAUGUAAUAGUACCAGCAUCUCAACACAUUAGCAAACCAGAAUCCCAUAGGACAAAGAAGUAUGAAGGUGAACCACCACCAGAAUGUCCUAUGCACAAGAAAAGUCAAUUAAAUACUAUAAGUUAUGUUAGUGAAUGUCCGAUAGAUAAAAUGGAUGAGAGUGAAAUAAAUCCAUUAAAUAUGAUGCCGCCAGCAAAUCAAAAACCUGCACCAGAUCAGCCGUUUUCUUUGCCGACUGAUAGACAGAUUUCAUCGAUUCCCAAAGCAGCUGAAGAAGGAGGAUUUUGGGUAUAUCCCUCGCAGCAAAUGUUCUGGAACGCUAUGUUGAGAAAAGGAUGGCGAUGGAAAGAAGAUGACAUAUCUCCGAAAGAUAUGGAUGAUAUAAUAAAAAUUCACAAUGCUAACAACGAACAGGCGUGGCAAGAAGUUCUUAAAUGGGAAGCUCUUCAUGCCCGAGAAUGUGGCAACCCGAAAUUACGUAGUUUUGGUGGGAAGGCAUCCAAGUAUUCUCCACGUGCGCGUAUUCGUUACUGGAUGGGGUACGAGCUACCCUUCGAUCGGCACGAUUGGAUCAUAGAUCGUUGCGGGAAAAACGUGAGAUACAUUAUUGAUUACUACGAUGGUGGCAAAGUCAAUGAAAAAUACACAUUUGCAUUACUUGAUGUAAGACCAGCGAUGGAUUCGUGGGAAAAUAUCUGGGAUCGUAUGAAAGUGGCAUGGUGGCGAUGGAGAUACCAAUCGAACAGUAAUUCAGUGAACGAAACUAUUGUCUCAACGAAUUAACUUGUUAAAUGUUAGAGUUACUGUAUGAUACCGCUAGUCUUACGAUCGUUCAUUACAAGUAACAAUUAAUGCCUUAACGAUUACGUAAUACGUAAUAUUUAUGUGUGAAAGAACUUUCGUUGUAUAUAUAUAAAAAUUUUUAAUAUCAUAAGUAACAAAUUUAUUUAUGAUGUUUACUUUGCGGUAAGUUUGCACUGCUUUUAAAAGCGAAUUUGAAACUGUGCUCGCACACAAUAAUUAAUACAUUUUGUGCAUAUUUGUAUCAAAUAUUCACAAAUGUACACACACAUUUCAUAAAUCAGAAUAUCAUGUCGUUAAUUUUAUAUUCAUACUUAAAACUUGACAAAUAAUUUCUUUUGUCAAUUUCUUUAUAUAAACAGGGAAAUUGAUAUAAAACGUGUUCAACUUUUAUCGCUUGUUGUAAAUAAACCCAAUGAAAAU
Pseudomyrmex gracilis is the source of this 1379-nucleotide messenger RNA. RefSeq names its product cytochrome c-type heme lyase (gene Cchl). Gene Ontology annotation, biological process: cytochrome c-heme linkage. The record is from RefSeq and is a predicted model, not a curated record. Bases 117 to 938 code for a protein of 273 amino acids. The transcript has 4 exons. Gene Ontology annotation, molecular function: holocytochrome-c synthase activity. Gene Ontology annotation, cellular component: mitochondrion. NCBI's taxonomy places the organism in Eukaryota, Metazoa, Arthropoda, Insecta, Hymenoptera, Formicidae.